AAUUCAAACAUUAACGAUAACGGAUCCGGCAAAAAUUUCAUUGAUUGAUAAUAAAAAUGUUUCGAUCAAUAAUAAUUCGCAGCAACAAAUUUCAACAUUGAAUCAAACAAAUGUUAAUAAAUCAACGGUAACUAUAUCACCAAAACCUAAAACUGCCAAAAUUCGUUUUGCCAAAAUGAUGGGACCAAAUAUUUCCAUUGCUGCAUCAUCAACCACAUCAAACAAUUUGAAUGAUCAGAUGACCAUAGGAGGAAUGAAAACAUUUUCAAUGUCUUUUACAAAUGAUGAAUCUCAGCGAUCAGAACUACCACCGCAGCAGCAGCAACAACAACAAUUAUUUAAUAGAAUAUCGACACCAUCGACGAGUGGAAUUCGUAGCGAAAAAGAUAUAAUUGAAAAUAUUAAAGCUGAUCUUAUCAAUAGCUAUGAAAAUCGUGAUAUAAUAACAACGAAAACAUCAAUGAAUCGUUCUUCAAUUGAUUAUAUGUCAAUACAGAAUGUAAAUUUUGAUACUGAUACGCAGAAUGUUCCGGAUUAUAUUGUCGAUUUGAUUGAUGAAUUGGAACAAACACCUAAAACACCACAACCAUCACUACAAUCACAAACUACUUUGAAUCGAUCAGCCGAACAACAACAAUCGAUAAAAAUAAAUCAAUUACCUAAUGGUGUACAACACGUAAUCUAUCAGACAAUAAAUAAUCAAAAUUCUGUGUCGAACAAUAAUAACUUAUUUUCACUUACCAUGGAACAAAAAGGAAACCAACAAAAUAAACGUAAAAUUGAACAGACAGCAAUCAAUGCGAAUACAGCCGAUAAUCUUACAUCGGUAGCUUUUGUAUCGAAAUCAAAUACCACAACAACAAAUGUGUCACAAAAGCCGCCAAAUCUAACAAAGGCACGUGCAAAUUCACGUACGGUUAAUAAAGCUGUUACGAUGGCUAAAUCAGCAACAGGUGCACAACAACAGGCUAGUUUACCACAAAAUUUUACUAUUACAAAUUCGGCUGGAAUUUUGAAUAAAACAAAUACUACAAGCAUAAUUAAUCAUCAGAUGAAUAAAUUGAAGUCUAUAGAUCAUAUAGAUAAUAAUAAUGUUACGACGACAGUUAAACCACCGAAAUUUACUGCCAUAUUGAAUGGAAUGAAUUCGGAACAUCAUGGACAAAUUAUCUGUAAUCCAGAAACAUUGAAAACAUUAAAUAGUGUUAUCAAUAGUGCUGCAUUUAGACAAGCUGCAAGUAAUGCCAUUGCAAGUGGUACAACUACCGCUUCAGCUAAAAUCAAUGCAACAGGAUCGAAUGAAAAAUCUAUUAUUGUACCAUUGACAUUUACCACUGGUCAACAACAACAACAAGCUUCUAAUCAACAAUCAUAUCAAACAAUACAGAUUCAGCCAGGUAAAACUGGUUUAAAUACAAUUACCACACAACAACAACAACAGGUCGCAACAUCAUUGUCAUCAACGGGUAAUAAUCUUACACAUUUACAAACAAUAAAUUCAGUAUCAACAUCAUUACCAUCAUCAUCAUCUUCUUCAUCAGCAUCAUCAUCAUCAUCAACAACAACAACAACAUCGAUGACAUCAAAUGGUCAACAACAAUUUACAACCAUUCCUUUGGCUACAAUACAAGGCAAUGGCCAAACAUUUUUAUUACCAUUUUCAUCAAUAAAUCCUGUUCAAAAUAUUUAUAUACUUCAUCAAUCAACACCAUCAACAACGACAACAUCAACGAUUGAUACCCAACAUCAUACUUUAUCAUCAUCAUCAACGACAACAACAACAAACAUAAAUCGAUUAACAAAUUCAUUGGUCAACAAUAUUACUACUGGUAGUAAUAGUAAAAAAUAAUGGUCAACAUUCUUAAAAAUACACACACACACACACACACAUAUGGUUGCAUAUCAAUGAAUUUAUUAGCAUGAGAAUGUGAAUUGAAACAAAACAAAACAAAAAAAAUUGAGCUUUGCACACAAUAACAUGAACACACAUCCUUUACCGCAU
This is a messenger RNA of Dermatophagoides pteronyssinus (European house dust mite), 2002 nucleotides long. RefSeq lists its product as uncharacterized. NCBI's taxonomy places the organism in Eukaryota, Metazoa, Arthropoda, Arachnida, Sarcoptiformes, Pyroglyphidae. The record is from RefSeq and is a predicted model, not a curated record.